GGUUCGCCGAUCCAUUCUGGGUUGGCCUGUCCACCUCAGUGUCUAAUUGCGAGCUGCAUCGGACUUCCCUUGGCAACGGUGUUUGCCAUCACUCAUAUAAGGCGCGAGGAGGUCCGAAGGCACGGGUCUCUCUGGUUUCUUUGGCUCUCGCGACCGCUUCUGCCCCGUCUGUUGUCUCACAACGCUUUCGCUCUUUACACUGCCUUUGCUCCACGCACCGCUGCUGGACGCUGCCACUCGUUUAACCCAACUAGCCUUUGUUCGCCUCUGUUCGUCUUUGUGUCAAUUCUUGAGCAAUUAUACAUUUCGGCCCGUCCCCAUACAUAUCUCAUACCAAGACGUCCAAGCAUAGCCAAACUUCUAAACAUCACCAUCGUGUAUCGCACAUUGCCAGCCAAGAAAAACACCAUCCCAUCGAACCCACCAUGCGCACUUCCUUCGCCAUCUUCGCUCUCCUGAGCGCCGUCCCUACCUUCGCAACCGCCUAUCCCGCUUCCAGCUCGUACGACUCCGGCUCCCCCUCUCCCUCUUACGGUUCUGGUUCUAGCUCCGGCUCUACCUCUCCCACCGCUGACGCACCGGACUUCCGUAACGACGGCGCUUGCACGCUCUACAAAGCGAAGAACCUUGCCGGCAAGACCUCGCCCACGGACUACACGCCCGUGCCCGCUGAUUCCGGAUGUCUCGACCUGAGCAGCUUGUACGGCGCCUGGGAGGGCAAGACGCGCAGCUUGGUCGUGCAGGAGGGAUACAAGUGUGAAUUCUACAACGACUUCAAAUGCCCGACGACGGCUAGCCCCCUCUGCCUCAACGCCCAGACCAAGAAGAUCACAAUGAAGACGCUGCCUAAGGAGUGGGACCAGACGAUUAAGAGCGUCAAGUGCGAGAAGCAGGAGAAGCCCAAGCCCAAGCCCAAGCCCAAGCCUGCGCCUAAGCCGCAGCCUACGCCCGUGUCGGGAGGGUCGUCGUACUAGAUGUCCUACCGCCCUGUCCAAGAUUUUGGUUGUGCGAGGUGAGGCGGCUGGUGUGUGGUGCCCAGGUUGUGGUAGUGGCUACUAUGGUUGGGUGGGGAGAUUUGUGUCGUGGAGUGUACUGCGCAGUCCGAUAGUUCGAUACCCUCAAUUCCUUUCUCCGCCUGGAGCUCUCAAGGACCUAUAAUGAUAAUUCUUGAAAAAGAUCCCAGGGUGGUGAAAUCUUCGGUACAGAGCGGUGCUGUAGUGCUGAAUUUGUGAAUG
Molecule: messenger RNA, 1235 nt
Organism: Paraphaeosphaeria sporulosa
Lineage: Eukaryota; Fungi; Ascomycota; Dothideomycetes; Pleosporales; Didymosphaeriaceae
Exons: 3
Coding region: 426-974 (182 amino acids)
Source: RefSeq, a predicted model, not a curated record